AUGAAUAAAGAAGUCAAAGAAAAAUUAUUAGAGUUAAAAAAGGAGAAAUUAGUAAAAACGCUGCGAAAAUUCUUUGUCGAAAAGAAAAUUAAGAGGGCUAUAAACAAUCCUAAUAGCCAAUAUCGCAUUAGUGUAAUAGGUUUAGGUGUUUAUUUUGCUACUAAAAGUCAAAGUAGUAAUAAAAGUCCUAAUCCUCAGGUUCAAUAUCUCCCUAAUGAAGAAGAAUUUCAAGCCAAAGUUGACCAACUAAAAAAUGAAAAAGGAAUUGAUGACCAACAAGCAGCCAUAGAAGUAUUAACUGCUUAUGUUCCUUACAUUAACUGA
Messenger RNA from Ambispora leptoticha, 324 nucleotides. The record is from the annotation of a GenBank genome assembly. Lineage: Eukaryota; Fungi; Glomeromycota; Glomeromycetes; Archaeosporales; Ambisporaceae.